Molecule: messenger RNA, 507 nt
Organism: Penicillium malachiteum
Lineage: Eukaryota; Fungi; Ascomycota; Eurotiomycetes; Eurotiales; Aspergillaceae
Exons: 2
Coding region: 1-507 (168 amino acids)
Source: RefSeq, a predicted model, not a curated record
AUGACUCGCCGAAAGCCUCGCCUGUCCCCGUCACUUGAAUCAGACACUGAUGAAGAAAUUCCUGCCUUGAAUUUCUUUACCAAAUUCCCUCGCUUCGAAUAUGACCCUCAGAAGCCUGUGAGUCAGGAGUUCAAACGCCUGGGAGUGAAAAUGGGUUGGCGCCAAGGAUCCAGAAAGUGGAAGAAGAACUGGAAUCUCUGCAUGGAUGAGCAGUAUGAUCGACUUAUUGGCACUCGGGUCAAUAACCUCGAUACUUGGCAGCAAAUGUGUCAAAAACUCAUGAUCACCGGCGAAUUCACUUCCAUUCGCCAGUGUCGCAAGGCACUAUCGGGAACCUUCGUGAAUUUAGUGGAUCUACUGGAUUGCUGGGAGAGCGACAAGUGCCCGAAACGGUUCCGCAGUCAUACGGCAUUGGCUGAAUACACCAAGGCAGAGUGUAUGUUUGUCAGUCGAAAGAUUGUGAAGCAGGAUAAGGCGUUGGCUGGCUUGCUCAAGCGUAUCUUCUAA